AUGAUGCUCACUGACGUAAAUGGGACAGAGGAAGCCGCAGAAGAACUAAAUAAAAAGCCGAAAAGUGAUGGGAGCGAUGCACUGGAGUCAGUCAUUAUGCAUGUGGGUGAAAUGGGAUUAUACCAGAAGUUGUUAUUUGCAAUGAUGGCUCCGUUUGGGAUAUUCUUCGCAUUUGUGUAUUUCGUUCAAAUGUUUAUUACCGCAACGCCACAACGCCAUUGGUGUAGAGUACCAGAGCUGGAACAUCUGGAUAUGGAAGUGAGACGCAACUUAACAACACCAGUCAUAGGUGAUGAAUGGGAGAAAUGCUUGAUGUAUGACACUAAUUGGACAGAAGUUCUUAUUAAUAUGACUGCUCCUAUCACCGCAAACCUGAUUCCCUGCAGAGACGGCUUAGAAUUUGAACUUGGGGAUAUCCCAUACCAUACAGUUGUUAGUGAGCGAAGUUGGGUCUGUGAGAAAGCCAGCUAUGCACCAAUAGCUCAAGCCACCUUUUUCGCUGGUUCCACCGUCGGCGGUAUCCUCUUCGGCUGGAUAGCUGACUUCUAUGGCAGGGUGCCAGCUUUGGUUGGAGCCAAUAUAAUUGCAUUCGUUGGAAGUGUUGCCACAAUCUAUACAACUAGUUUAUGGGAUUUUAUCAUAUCUCGAUUUAUCGUCGGCAUGUCCUAUGACACUAUAUUUAUGGCUAUGUAUAUUUUAGCCUUAGAGUACGUUGGUCCCCGUCACCGUACAUGGGUUGCAAAUAUUUCUAUCGCAAUUUAUUUUGGCGGUGGUUGUCUAAUGCUUCCCUGGAUAGCUUUAGCCGUUGGAGACUGGAAAAAAUUGCUCUGGUACACCAGUUUGCCUUAUCUCAUCGUGGUUUUCGUGCCUUUUAUUGUACCUGAAAGUGCUAGAUGGCUUGCGUCUCGGGGCAGAGUGAAUCAGGCAGUAAAAGUCUUGAAGCGAUUUGAAAAAGUCAACGGCACUACAAUUCCUCAAGAUGUAUUGGAUGAUUUUAUUGUGUCUGCAAGUCAAACUCGUCAGAACAAGCAGGAGUCCAUCAAAACUGUUUUUAAGAGCGGCCCUCUCCGAAGGAUGAUGUUUCUAAUGGUGAUGGCAUAUAUGGCGUGUGCGAUUAUCUUUGAUGGCCUCGUGAGAAUGUCAGAGGGUCUGGGAUUGGAUUUCUUUAUCACAUUUACACUGACUUCAGCGACUGAAAUACCCUCCGUUACGCUAUUGGCAUUGGUAUUGGAUCGAUGGGGAAGAAGAAAUCUUGUAUGUGGACCUUUAAUAAUAUCUGGAACAUUAUGUUUUAUUGCAGCUUUUGUACCGAGAGGUAUUCCUCAAGUGUCUCUGGCGAUAAUGGCCAGAUUCAUGAUAAAUAUGGCGUAUAACUCCGCCAUGCAAUGGUGUACAGAGCUCCUACCGACCGCUGUGAGAGCUUCCGGAUCCUCACUUAUACAUGUCAGUGGAUAUGUGGCCACUUUUGUGUCACCAUUCGUCGUGUUUUCUGAAAGAAUAUGGCGUUCAUUACCACUCCUUAUCCUGAGUGUUAUAGCAAUGACAGCGGCUGUUUUUGGUUUUAUGCUACCAGAGACAAAGGGCAGACCGAUGCCACAAACAAUAGAAGAGGGUGAAAGAAUUGUACGGAGCUACACAUUAUGCGGAAGUACUCCAGUAGACGAGACGGAAGCAGACAAUGAUAAAGAAAAAGCCCUUGACACAUUAGUACCUACUUAA
Pieris macdunnoughi is the source of this 1719-nucleotide messenger RNA. The record is from the annotation of a GenBank genome assembly. Lineage: Eukaryota; Metazoa; Arthropoda; Insecta; Lepidoptera; Pieridae.